Molecule: messenger RNA, 1818 nt
Organism: Penicillium paradoxum
Lineage: Eukaryota; Fungi; Ascomycota; Eurotiomycetes; Eurotiales; Aspergillaceae
Product: BCS1 and AAA domain-containing protein
Exons: 1
Coding region: 1-1818 (605 amino acids)
Biological process (GO): protein insertion into mitochondrial inner membrane from matrix; mitochondrial respiratory chain complex III assembly
Cellular component (GO): mitochondrial inner membrane
Molecular function (GO): ATP hydrolysis activity; ATP binding
Source: RefSeq, a predicted model, not a curated record
AUGGAUUCCAAUCAUACCAGCCCAUCCACCACCUCGCCGUUGUCCACGUCGGACACGGCGAUGUUGGAGGUCCUGGUCCCCGGCUAUGGCUUUAUAUCGGGCAUGUUAAUGUCCUACCUUAAUUUUGAUAUCAGUGCCUACUUCCAGGUUUUGGUCGGACUUGCCGUCUUCGGCGCCAGCGCUCGAUACGCUCUAUAUAUUAUCUGGGGGCACUUCAAUGAGUUGUUUGUCUCAAGAGCCGAGAUCCGCCUGGAAGAUGAGACAUUCCACUAUUUGAUGUUUUGGAUCUCGCGCCAGCCACAUAUGAAAACCACCAACCGAUUUGUUGCAGCUAUCAAGACCAACAGCUAUUGGAGCGAUGGGGAAACAGAUGAAGAAGAUCUAGAACUAGAAGAAGACGACGACGACAAUGAAAUCUUCAACGGCGACAAAAGCGCUUCUUUUGAUUCUUACUGGGCCAAGGCGACCAGUCGGGACAAAUACAAGAAACUGCGCUUUACACCCUCCGAAGGCUGCCACUACUUCUGGUACAAGAACAGGCCACUCAUGCUUGAGCGCCAACACCGGGAGGGAGGAUGGUAUAUGAUGAACAACGAACGAAUCUUGCUUUCAUGCCUUGGUCGGAACCCUGAGAUCUUGAAAUCGCUGCUGGUCGAGGCUCAACAAGCGUAUGUUGAGCGUGACAGCAACCGCACAGUAAUCUACCGCGGCUCCCGGUAUUCCGCCGGCCAGUCGUUCAGCUGGUAUCGGUGCAUGGCACGGUUACCACGCCCUCUUUCAACUGUUAUUCUUGACCAAGAGCAAAAGCAAGAUUUCCUCGAUGAUAUUAAGGAGUAUUUGCACCCCCGCACACGACGCUGGUACUCCAAUCGUGGUAUUCCUUAUCGACGCGGAUACCUCCUACACGGCCACCCAGGAACCGGAAAGACGAGUUUAUGCUUUGCAGCAGCGGGUCUUCUUGGACUGAAGCUCUACCUGCUCGAUCUAAACUCUAAAUCACUAGACGAGGAAGGCCUGGCGGUAUUGUUCUCGGAAUUGCCCCGCCGAUGCAUUAUCCUCCUCGAAGAUGUCGACUCAGCAGGAAUUACAAAGACUCGAGAAGCUACCUCUACAUCUGCCACUCCUUCUGUUCCUGCACCAGAAACUGUUGCGGCUGCAGCCACAUGCGAUAACAGCGACACCAAGUUGGAUCCUGCAGCCGCCAAGGACGACACCAAGAAAGGUGGAAUCACGCUAUCGGGACUUUUGAAUGUGAUUGAUGGUGUUGCGGCCAGCGAAGGCCGCAUCCUCAUCAUGACAACUAAUCACAUGGAGAAGCUUGACCCGGCGCUCCUCCGUCCUGGACGUGUUGACAUGAUGAUUAGUUUCGGAUACACCAGCGAAGCGGAUAUUAAAGAGCUUUUCACCUCCAUCUACAUCACGACGGAGAACGAUGUUACACGUCGUCGAAAGUCCCCACCCCCCACCAAUGGUACCAAUGGCUCAAUUAAGAUACCGACAUCCAACGGUAUUACUUAUACCACGAAGGCCAAUGGAAUGAAUGGUCAUAAACCUGAAAGCAAUGGAACAGCAGAGAAGAUCAAACAAGAUGAUCUACAGAAACGCGCUGCACACCUCCGGUCUCGGAUCUUGGAGUUGGCCUCUGAGUUUGCUGCUAUCAUUCCGAGUGGCGAGUUUACUGCUGCAGAGAUUCAGGGAUAUCUUCUUAAUCACAAGGAGGCACCCGAGGUAGCGAUCCAGGGCGCAGCAGAGUGGGUGAAAACAACGCGGGAGAAGAAGCGCGCUAGGGAGGCGAAGCUGGAGGAGGAAUCUGCUUAG